Pseudomassariella vexata is the source of this 3165-nucleotide messenger RNA. RefSeq lists its product as uncharacterized. The record is from RefSeq and is a predicted model, not a curated record. Lineage: Eukaryota; Fungi; Ascomycota; Sordariomycetes; Amphisphaeriales; Pseudomassariaceae. The transcript is spliced from 4 exons. Bases 283 to 2679 code for a protein of 798 amino acids.
GCUCACCCAAAAAUCAUCCAACACUUCAUCUUCCAUCGUCCUCCACUCCAAAUCAGAAGCAGCCUUGCUUACCGACACAAGAAAGGACUUGGAUAAGAUCUUCAGAGGGAAAUCGCCACGCGUCGACGUGAACAGAAGUCAGUGUUACCCCAACUCAUCGCACCUUCCUUGACCCCUAAUUACAGCAUCGAAAUACUUGUCCCAUGCACGCAAACAUUCAGUGAUGAGUACUAAUGUGAUUUAGAAGCAGAGAAUCGACCUGAAAUACCUUCGCAAGACACAAUGGCCUUGGCGUCUCCUUCGGCGUCUCCUUCGCUGUUUGGGAGCAGGCUUGCUCCAACGGCAACGUCGUUCGAGUCUCGUCCGGCUCCCAUCAACACCAGCAAGAUUAUGGAUGCAACUUUUGUCACGCGCUCGCCUCCUGACGUUAGUCGCAAUGCCAGCGUCGUCGGUCUUUGCGCCAUUCCCUGCGAGCGAGCCGGUGCAGAUGACCUGGGUUGGCACAUCGCCGACUUUUUGGCCUUCAAGACGCUGCUCUCGCCCAUUGUCCGUCCGGCUGCCCAGACUUGGAUUUCGCACUGCGACGUUGCAGCUGAGGUGAAGAAGAACCCCGAGAGCUAUACGCAUGGUGGACGUGUUGUCGCCGCCGCUGCCAACAACAAGGUUGGAUCAGAGAACGGCAAGAUGUUCGACGACGAGAUUAAGAUCCACGUCGAGCCGUCCGCUACCAAGUUGGCAACUAAGUUCCAGAUCGAGGUCUAUCAGAGAGCUAAGCGCGCCCGAGAGAACAGGCAGCCCUUGAUCAUCAUCAUAUGUGGCCUUACAACUCUUGAACAGGACAUCUAUUUUGGAGACCAGAAGUACAGCGUUUGUGUUACGAACGAGCAGCUGCGCGUUGCCAUAGGCUCCGAUGUUAAAGCCACGCUCUUAACUCCUUCUUUGACGUCGGCUGGCUGGCAGGUCAACCCUUCCAUCAGCCUGCAGCCCACCUUGCCGUCAAUCUCAACCCCAAUAAAGUUUUUGGCUAAGCAAUGCGGUGGCGUAUUUUCAAGCUUUAUCAGUCACGAAUUCCUCAGCUGGAAGUCGCCCUUCAUCGAUCAUGAUCGGGUGGACGAGGAAGUCAAGGCCACUGAAGCCUUCCCAGGUCCUCCGAAGCUGUCUGAGGAGCAACAAGCUGCUCGGGAGGAAUUUCGAGAUCAGCUCCAUUCGCUUCUUGCUGCGCGACUGAUGCGUCAUCAUGAUGACCAUACCUUUUCCUUCGAUAGCACGGAAGAUGACUGGGAUCAGCUCAUCGGCCCUCGCAGAGGCCAACGGCUUGAAGAAUAUGCACUGCAAUGGCGUCAGCUCGACGACGCGACGACAGAGACCGACCCUCAUCGACUUAAAUUCCUUGGAACUGCCUUUGGCGGUCGUAAGGAAUCGCAAUUGAACCAUAUCAAGCACCUGGUCCAGGAGUCGUUCUCCUCGUUUCCUGGAUACUAUGAGAGCGAGUUCGGAAAGCGCCUUCUGUCGGAGGCUAAGCAAUUCCCGGGAGACAGUCAUCCCAAUGAACUCGACUGCCGCGCGAUGUUCAACACUAUGGAGCACCGGAUGUCACAGGUUUAUCUUAGUGACCUUAUUGUGAAGUAUGCCGGCUUGCAUCCGGCAUUCAACCAACGAUGCCGCGAUUGGGAUGAGCCUAAAUGGACCCAGGUCGCUACGGAGGAUACCAAGCGCAUCGCAAGCGAAGUUUUUGGCUCCAUCAUCCGGAACCUGCCUUCGAUCCAGAUGCCCCUUGGACGAAAUGUCAACUUGCAAAGCAAGUUACAUGCCCCUUAUCGAGUACCGACCUUCUAUUUGGCUGCAUCUUUGGCAUUGCGUUACAAUGCCGGAUCUCAGCUUGAAAGUGCUCUUGAUGGGCUUUUGAAUCUGAUCGACCAAAUCAGAGACCACCAAGUUACCUUGUUGAUGAGCAGCCCUGAGCUUGAAAAGAAGGCCAAGGCUUGGCUCGACUCAGUUAACGUUGCUGCGCGUCAACCUCGCACGAACAGUAUUCAUCAGUUCAGCAAUGGCACUGCUAACCGCUCCGCUAACGGCCUCAAUACGAAGGAGAUGGAUGAGAAUAUGAAGCUGACUGAGAGCAACGGCUCCAUUGCGCUGAAUGAGACGGUUUACACCUCGGUCGGACAUCCUAACGAUAUGUCAUCGAAGGAGAGGGUUGUGCACGUCGUCAUGACUAACGACGAAACCGGCCUUCGUCGGCCCCUUGCGACCACUAUGACUACUAACAGUGCCGCUGCUGAUACUGGUCGGGAGUCUUGCUCGCGUAGCCCAGCCGAGGCCACAGGUCAACAGGAGGAGGUGAAGAUGCGGGGGACCUGGGUGCCUCCACACCUACGCCAUAAGAUUCCAGUAAAGGCCGAGCCUAUGACAACUGGAUCUUUUACUAGCCAGACCGCGGGAAACGAGACCAGCCCGGCACCGCUCGGAGGUCCCUCUGAGGAGAAUCACGAGGCUAGCACCAUCCAAUCUGUUCCGGCAGAUCACACUGAGGCUCAACUACAAGAGCCAGUCAGAGCGAUCGCGUUUGGAAACCGCCUUCAGUCCAACCAGAAGCCCACCCCCGAAGCCACGGGUUAUGUGCCUCCUCAUCUGCGAAAUAGAGCACCUGGCUUCGUUCCUCAAGUCUCAUACCGCUAAAGAGGCGAUGUUGUUUGGCGAUUAGUAUUUUCCACGUGUGUUCAGGAAAGACCUGCCACAAUCGCCAUCGGAAUACCUUUUCCUUCUACACCACAAGCUCAUGACCUCAUGUCACAUGGGCAUGAUCAGGGCAUACGAUGACUUCAACCUUUUAUGCCGCUACAUGCCGAGAUCUCCUGAUGAGCUUAGGCUUGCCAUGGCGUUUUCACCAACGAUGGAAAGUCUUCAACGACUGACAACCUGGAGAGAUGAUCUUCGAUCUAGACUUGAUUGCAUCAUUUCCACGGUAAAUGGAAGACAAGACUGUUCUGGAUUGAGAUAAACUCAGAAAUUGGCGAGGCGAAAUACGAGAGCAUGAUGCGAUAAUUUGCUAGGGAAGGGAGACCGGCCGAGAAGAAUGGCUAUCCCAGUAGGUAAUUCAUUAGCCUCGCUGAGUCCAUGAUUCCGAUGAUUUGUGUUAAAAGAUCCUGCCUUGUGACACAUCUU